Varroa destructor (honeybee mite) is the source of this 1292-nucleotide messenger RNA. RefSeq lists its product as uncharacterized. The record is from RefSeq and is a predicted model, not a curated record. Gene Ontology annotation, biological process: regulation of tube size, open tracheal system; septate junction assembly. NCBI's taxonomy places the organism in Eukaryota, Metazoa, Arthropoda, Arachnida, Mesostigmata, Varroidae. Gene Ontology annotation, cellular component: membrane; septate junction.
CCUCGUACCUUCCCAAACAUACGGAACUCUGAAAGCUUAGCCAAUUUCUUCUAAGCAAAAAACUUAUAUUAAAAAAUAAUAGGAACUGUCCUGUUUCCCCUUUCACGGGCUCUUGGAGUUAACCUUCAACCAGCUCGCGCAGCCCAUAGCACCAUUCUCAUUUGCGUCUCAGCCUUCGAUGCGUAAAGAUCUGUGUUUGAAGUAACGUCUAACGACUAGCCAAUACGAUUUCGCUAAACAUGGCAUCUCGUCUGCGAUAUCGAAGCGAAUAAAAGGAGGCUUACUGUGAAUUUGUUUCGUAUGCGCGCGCAGUCCAUUGUGUAAAUGAAUAGGCAUGGGUGCUUCGUAAGUUUCGUUCUGUCUAGUACAAUCAGUGUUUGCUGUAAGCGGACGGCCGGAAUAUAGAUUACCCGCCCAGGAUUUUUCUAGAGGAGGAGAUGAUUUUUAAUCGGCCGGCGUCCAGGAUGGUGCUGACCCCAAUGCCACGACGAUACUCGCCGAGGUCUAAUCUUCUUUCGGCGGCUACCCUUUUGCUAGCUCUUGUAUUCAUCACGGUAGCGUUUUGCACGCCAUACUGGCUUGUCAAUGAUGCCAUUCAUCCCGGUGCUAAAAAGUUCCGACGAAGAGGACUAUGGGAAGUGUGCUUUGAUAGUCCCCUCGACGAUCACUACAGGUAUGUACGUCUGCUUCGUUUCGACAAUGAUAACAGGGGCUGUCGAUGGAUCUUCGAUCGAGAAUAUCGCUACUUGCGACCAUUGCUCGAGGCGCCGUAUUUCGUGGCGGUUCAGAUCUUUUUUACGAUCGGGUUUGGGCUGCUGAUUGCAGCUUGCGGUGUCCUUCUUGCUCUCAACAUCUGCUUCCCGCAAGAGAAGGAGGUGCAGAUGUUGCGUGCUACUACAGGUCUCAUUCUAGCUUCGAUGGUUUGUACCCUUGUUGCUAUCAUCGUAUUUGGAACGUUAGGUGAUCUCACCAACGACUACAUACCACAGGUCGAUUGGAACUAUUUCGGAUGGUCGUACAUGCUUGCCGUUGUCGGUGUCAUUAUUCAACUGGUAGCGGCAAUACUAACGUGGAUUGACGCGCGAGCCGCAGCGCGUCGCGAGUAUGAAGACAGUGUCUUAGCUAUGGAGGAACGCCUUAGGGCCUCAUCGUCGCUACAGGGUGGAACGCUUUCGCGGCCGCCAACGGCCGCUGGAGCUGAGGGCACCUUACCUCGACCAGACUCCCGAGUAUCGCUUAAUCGCACCGGCUCGCUACAGCAUCUAUCGUGAAUAGUCGAGUGGUCGGAAAGG